GCCGAAUCGCGGCGCCUUCCGACCAAACUUCUCGCUGCCGCGCGGCCCCUUCCCCCGCCGCCCCCGCGGACGACGUGCCUUCCGGGGGCGCCGCCCCGCCCGCGCGGCUCCCCCGCCGAGGUGGGGAUGGGGGGGGGCAGUCUCAGGUUACAGGCGGCUUUGGAUCUCUUAGUGCCUUCCCGGGUCCGCGCGAGCGGAGGGCCGCCCCAGCCCGCCCCUCGGGGUCCAGAGGGGGUCCAGGUCAUCUCCCAGGGGAAGGAAGAGGCCGUGAGCAACGCGGCGGGGGCGCCCCGGACCUCGGCUCCGCUCCCGCCCGCGGGCGGAGAGGCGCCGUCCCCAGGUUCUCUCCUUCGCGCUGGCUCCCACCGCUCACCCCCGCGACUGGCAGCUCCCGCGUCCCGCCAGCACCGCGGCGGCUUGCAGGCUGAGAGCGGCGCACGCCGACUCUCCGCGCGCCCCAGCGCCUGGCCCGGCCUCCGCAGCUGGGAAAAACCAACCGGGGCCAGGGGAAGGCAGGCCCGCCCGAGGGUCCUCUCCCGCCCGGGGCCAGCUGGGCAGCCCUCCGUGGGGGGACUUAAGGAAGGGACCUUGGGGCCUCUGGCUGUGCGCCUCCUCCUGGUGGAAACUAAUGAGGAAUGGGCCGGAAAAGGCGAGGGAAUCCCUUUCUCUCCCCUCUCCCCGGCAUCCUUUGGUGGUUUCUCAUUUUGCGUAUUGUAUUUACCUUGUUGCACAGGAAGAAAACUGCUGGUGAAUCUCGUGGAAUUCACCCUGGUUCUGGCACGUAGGGCGGUAACAAAAUAGAUUUAGGCGUAACGGACAACAGCGCAAAGCAGCAGCAUAAAGAAAUGAGCUGAAAAUGGAUAGCGGCAGCCCAGCAAGGGGCCAGAGGGAUUCAGAAAGUUGACACCGGAGACUGCCAACUUAAGAUUGGUGUAAUUAAUGCGUCCCCACCUGUCCCGCCCCCGCACUUCUUGAAGAGAAUUAAAAGCAGAGGGAAGAAAACGGCAGGCAAAGCAUCCUA
This is a messenger RNA of Manis javanica (Malayan pangolin), 1021 nucleotides long. NCBI's taxonomy places the organism in Eukaryota, Metazoa, Chordata, Mammalia, Pholidota, Manidae. The record is from RefSeq and is a predicted model, not a curated record.